Messenger RNA from Aedes albopictus (Asian tiger mosquito), 2392 nucleotides. RefSeq lists its product as uncharacterized. The transcript has 4 exons. The record is from RefSeq and is a predicted model, not a curated record. Gene Ontology annotation, biological process: wound healing. Bases 145 to 2004 code for a protein of 619 amino acids. Lineage: Eukaryota; Metazoa; Arthropoda; Insecta; Diptera; Culicidae.
CGUCUUCGGGUUUUGGGUUCGCUUGUUAGAUUGUUGAAUUCUCAGGUGUAUCGCGUUCGAAAUUUUACCUCCGUAGUUUUAGUGCAUUUUUCGUCGGAAAAUUCGUUCAAAAUUAGCUGAAUUAAUGCGUAAACCGUAGUUGCCAUGAAUUUCCACCUGGUUGUGAUAUUUUUGGUGGCUUUGGGCAAAGCCACCGUCGAAGGUCAGAGGAAGUGCGAUAUACCGAAGGUCCUGCAGGGAACUUGGUUCAGCUGGGAGGUGGGCGAACCGACGACGACCACCAUCGACGAGGUGAGCUACGAGCGACAGGGUCCGAAGCAGGGCCGUCAACGAACCGAAUGUGUUGCCAGCAAUCGCAACGGGUCCGAUCACACCCUGAUCUUCAAGGGCAGCGAGUGCUACACUUGCGUUAAGGCUUUUCCGCGUACGCUGAACGUGUUCGAGAAGUUUGAAACACCUUGCGUGACGUUGGAGCGCAAUGAGAAGCCUACGAUUGACCGGAUCUGUCGAGGGUUGAGACAGGAUCAACAGUUGAUAACGCUGUUCAACAAGAACUUUGUCCCGAUCAGUUGCCGAUCCUCGCUGGAGGGAGUUUGGCAUUUUGCUUAUCAGAAUCGCUUCCGUUUCACCGGAGAAUGCGACAGUCCGGACGCCAAAAUCCAGUCCUGCCAAACGCCAGGUACGCAGUUCUUAAUCCAGAACCAGAAAUUCAACAUCACCUAUCGCCAAUGUCAGGGCAUGGACGGCACCUUCAACGGUGUGGUCGAGUUCAGCUGCCUCGGCGAUUGGUUCAUCGGAAAGAAUCACUAUUUUGCCGUCGUUAAUACGAAGGAAUCCCGAGAGGACGAAAAGUAUCGGUGUUUCUUGAAGAAUCGUGACGAUGAUUUGUACAUUGGUGCCUCGAUUACGGCUGAGUGCAAUACUUUGAAAACAGUUGAGAAGAGUCCGGAACGUUACCGUGUUACGCCGGUCAAGUCGGAAGUAGUGGAACCGGGCUGUAGAUUCCCACAGAAUUUCACCGGAGAAUGGAUUAAUACGGCUAAUAUUGAUGCAGAAGUGGUCAUCAACGAGACGCACAUAAUUGAAACGUACUAUCCGGAUCGUGCCCGUUACAGGCGGACAAUCUACGUUUGUCGGGAACAGCGUGACACUAGAAUCAUGAUGGCUCGCCUAACGGUGGACGGUUGCCAGAAGGAUUACAUUUGUUUCGACUUUGUUCCACGGCAUCACAAUGUGAUCCGGUACCGGAAGGGAACGGCCGUCAUCAAGAACGAUUUCAGCACGGUCUGCUCGUGGGUUCAAUUCCCGAACAAGGAGGAAUGGCGUUACGAUUUGUACUUGGCAGCGAAACCGGUUCCGGUCCGAUGCCCCGUCGCCGGGAAGUUCAACUUCACCCAAAGAGGUGAAUCCCCAUUCAAGACGCGUAUCCUCGGAGGUGUCACGCUGAGUCCCCGUCCGGAUAUUCGCUGCAAGCAGAACAUUUCUGAUUUUUCCGUCUGCGACACGGACCAGAAGGAAAUGGCCAUCGAUGCCGAUUACUGCCUCUCGGUGGAUUACCUCGGUCGUCCGGUCGAUAUCUACAGUGAUCCGGAUUACCGGAUGAAGUGCAUCGGUUUCUGGCAGGAGAAUCUCAAGUCCUAUCUCAUCACCUACGACGACCUGGAUCCGCUAUCGAAGUAUCGUUGCUGGGUCUAUCAACGCGCCGAUCUGAACCGAGUGCUGAUGUCCCAAGCCGUGGGAGCAUUUUGCGAUGUGAGACAAGACGUAACAUCGUGGAACUACACCGAGGGAGCCGUGGUGGCAGUGGACAUGACCGAGUACGAGAGAGAACGGGACCAGUGUCCAAUGCACUUUGACGACGGGGAGAAUCCCUGGCAGGAGACGGAGAACUACAUCAAGGUGUUUCCCUGGUUGAUCUACCGGAGCGCCACCAGUGCGAUGGACGGCACCGUGAAUGCGUUUCUAGUGUCGAUGGCCGCUUUGCUACUGAAGCUGCUCUUCUAGAACUCGGGCAUUUUUUGGGGAAGGAGAAAAUUCUCAGAUAGUAUUUUAGUACGAUUUAUUUGCGUAUUGUUCCAGGUAAGUAAAAAAAAUCUCGUAUUUUCCGUGAAGUAUGAAUAGACUGUAGAGAGUAACGUGUCCGUCCACAAACGAUCAUAGCCAUCGCAAAUAUGAUCGACCAUUCCGUGCCUGUAAUUGAUAAUUUACGAACUCAUUCGAGCUGUUCACGAACCAAUAGUUAGUUUACUUUGAUAAAGUAGAUCGUGACCGUGAGCAUUUGAAAGACAUUUUUAGUCAUAAAAUUUUCGAACAUAGUGCAUCAUUCUAUUGUAAUAUAUGUCCACUCGAUGUUAGAAGGAAAUGAUGAAUAAAUUUUUGUAAGGAAUUUUAA